AUGCCGACAUCAACACAAGCUCUAGCAACGACGGUGACGGCGACGACGCUUAGUGAUUCAAGUGAAGCGAAUGAUUCGGCGUCUGACGAGUGGAUCUCAAACGACAAAGACCUUGAUCAAGAUGCUACAAUAUGGCGGUUUUGGAGACCGUUCAGGAAAUUAGGUGAAUCAAUUUUAAAUAAAAAGUUUGCACGUUCCCCUACCUUGAAGGAGAGUGGACACCGUGGACUACGCUAUCAUCAAGACAAACCCAAUCGCAAAUUAAAAAAUAAAAUAAAAUUCCUUUUUAAAAUAAAACAGUUUGAAAUAGGUUCCAUCCGAAAGGAUUUGAUUGCAAUGAUGUUCGACGCCAUGUUGGAAAGCAUUGUAGAGUCGUGGGAAACCAUUGCUAUGAAGGGAGAGCAUAGCUCUCGUUUGGAUUUGGGCACUAAGACAGCUAGUGAAACAACCGUGACGGGUGGAAAAAAGAAAAAACCUACAACAAAAGCAUCUAGAAGUAAACGAAGCAGGUCGAAAUUAGAAUUCGAGCCACAUAUUGACUGCAUUAAAACGAUCUGGUGGUCGGGAAUGGAUGAAAAGGCAGUUGUUCGAUUUAAAAACGGCAAUUUGUACGAAGGAGACUUGUCAUCUAAAAGUAUGCAUGGAGAAGGUCGAUUUGUUUGGGCUGACGGAACUGUUUACUUGGGCCAAUUUAAAGAUAAUAAAAUAAAUGGGAAUGGUACACUUCAGUGGAAAGAUGACACGUGGUAUCAAGGUGAGUUUGCCGAUAACCUACGGCAUGGCAAAGGUCUGUAUGUGGAUUCGCGCACCCAGCGCUCCUACAUGGGCAGCUGGCACUUCGGAACUAAACAUGGAGAUGGAGCCAUUUACUAUUCUAAUAAUUUUAAGAACUCAUAUGAUGGUAAUUGGAUACAUAAUGAACGAUUCGGAUAUGGUUCCCGAGAGUACGAUGAAUCAAGUGGAUAUAAAGGACAUUGGGACAGAAAUAUUAGGCAAGGAAAAGGAUUGAUGAUAUGGCCAAAUCAUGAUUUUUACCGUGGUGACUGGCAAAAUGGAAUUAUGUCCGGUUACGGGAUUUAUAUAUGGGAAGCUUGUUAUAAUAACACAAUGGCAGUGCCAUCUAUGAAUGCAUUUUGUGGUACAUGGGAGAAAGGUCAACGCCAUGGCUAUGGUAUUCUCCACUUAGGAUUGGGCUUAGGCUCGCAUUACAAAGGCGAGUUUAAAAAAAAUAAGAAGCAUGGUGUAGGCAAGUUUGUCACGAACAAUGGAUUAAUUCUCCAAGAUAAAAACCUUUUCGUUGAUGACAAUAUAACACCAGCGGUUGGGGCUGAAACAAGAUAUAUGCAGGAUGCCAGGAGAUCUCUUUCAAUCUAUCCUUUUGGCCACGAACCACAUUCAUUUGAUAUAUGCGACAAUAACGUUGGACUCAAUUACCAUGUCGACGAAGCGUUUAAAAAUUUAGAUAAACGCGAUGAAAUAAGAAAUAGUAUAAUCGUGGAGUACAUGGAAAAUAAUAAAAUUUUAGAUAGAGAACUUUCAGAAAUUCUUGGAAAUCAGGAAACUGCUUCAGAACAAGCAAUGAGAAAAGAAAAAAUUGACACGUUGAUUGAGUUUGAGGAAACAUCGCUGCGAAAUUGUUUAAAAUGCUACGAGACUGAAUUGUUGAACAUUUACUACAAAUAUGCUACCAUUUGCAAUACUGAAGAAAUAGGCUUUACACCUGUGUUAAUUCGCUUGUAUUUAUGGCAAUUAUAUUAUGACUGCAAUGUCCACGAGCGAGGCUUAACACUCGUUGAAAUUGAUAGGAUUUAUCACCAGAAUCCUGAAUGGCUUGCAAGGUCUGCCCAUAACCCAUUUGAAAAGGUUUAUUAUUGGCAAUUUUUACAUAGUCUAAUUUCAGUUGCUAGAAGGUUAUAUCCAAAAAGAAAAUUGCCUGGUGGUAAGCCCGAUACAAUGAUAGCAAGCGCGUUCAGAAAUUUUAUGGAUAUGGAUGUUAUUCCGGGAACUAGUCGCCAGAAAGAUGAUAAUGAGCUUCCUGAUCUUUAUGGAUUACCGGAAAAUGUUGAGAACUUAAAACUGUUCAACUUUGGUAACUUAUCAAGCAAGACCAUUAUAAAAAUAUUUGCUAAAAUAUUUCCGCAAUUAUAUGAACAAAAUAAAAUAAUGAAUCUAGACAUAGAACUUUCGUUCUUCGAAUUUUUUGAAGCAUUCGUUUCGUGUGCUGAAGAGAGCAUUCGUGUGGCAGAUGAAGAACGUAAAUACAAGGAAAUGUCUAUGCAUAAUGAAAAUUUAGUACCGCCGGGUACACCAGCAGGAUACGGUGCAAAGUUCAAGUAA
Spodoptera exigua (beet armyworm) is the source of this 2337-nucleotide messenger RNA. Lineage: Eukaryota; Metazoa; Arthropoda; Insecta; Lepidoptera; Noctuidae. The record is from the annotation of a GenBank genome assembly.